AUGCCUUCGCUGUCGCGGAAGCAACCGCCUUCCCCUCACCGCCCGCCGCCGUCAGCGCAGCCGCCGCUGGCCGAACCGCAAUACCAUGGCCGCGCCUUUGACCCGUGGAACUCCGGGUCGACGGGGCAUCAGUGCGCCGAGUCGCGCGGGCCGACGGGCUGGCGCGAAUCACGAAAUGUGAAGCUGCAGAGUCAGUUCCGCGGCGGCCACUCGGGCGGCCAGCACCUGUCAGAUACCGCCAGCCCCGGCACCGAGCACUUCGACGAGAGGCACCGCGUGCUAGUGCCCCCGGAGCUGCGCGCCCGAGCCGCCAAUAGCGUCGCCGACAUGCUGCGCAAGCCGGGCACCAUGGCCAAGUUGCGCCAGUCUUCUUCUUCGCUGUCGUCGUCGUCAGCUGCGGGCCAAGGCCAGGACAAGGCUGCUGCUGCGGGUACGGCAGUGAGUGCGGGUGCGACUGCCGAGCAGCAGCCACGGGGCGAAGAGGAGAUAGAAGAUCAGCACGCCGAAGGACAAGGCAACGGCGAGGCGGGCACGGCUGCGGUCCGCCAGCGUGCCAUAUUCGACGGCCUCGUCAUCUACAUCAACGGCAGUACGCACCCGCUCAUCUCGGACCACAAACUCAAGCGCCUGCUUGCCGAGCACGGUGCCCGCACGUCGAUCCACCUCGGCCGCCGCCAGGUCACGCACGUCAUCCUCGGCAAGCCCUCGGGCCCUCGCGGCGGUGCCGGCGGCGCCCUGGCUGGCGGCAAGCUCGAAAAGGAGAUCCAUCGUGUCGGGGGAAACGGUAUCAAGUUCGUUGGUGUCGAGUGGGUUUUGGAGAGCAUCAAGGCCGGCACCCGUCAGCCCGAAGCCCGGUUCACCAAUCUCAAGAUCGCCGCCCGCGGCCAGCAGAGCGUCCUGCACGCCUUCUCGAAGGCGCCGCUAGGUGCCACAUGA
Lasiosphaeria miniovina is the source of this 936-nucleotide messenger RNA. RefSeq lists its product as uncharacterized. Bases 1 to 936 code for a protein of 311 amino acids. The record is from RefSeq and is a predicted model, not a curated record. NCBI's taxonomy places the organism in Eukaryota, Fungi, Ascomycota, Sordariomycetes, Sordariales, Lasiosphaeriaceae. The transcript has 2 exons.